Molecule: messenger RNA, 838 nt
Organism: Ilex paraguariensis (yerba mate)
Lineage: Eukaryota; Viridiplantae; Streptophyta; Magnoliopsida; Aquifoliales; Aquifoliaceae
Source: the annotation of a GenBank genome assembly
UGGGUUCAAGUGUGAGUAUGGUCUUGAUGGGAUGUCCACUGUCUUCUACAAAAUGUAUUGUCAUGUCAUAAGGAAUGACCUUAUAGAUGUGAUAAGAGCUUUUUUCGCAGGGGCUACAUAUCAUCGAUUUCGACCACACACAAGUCACCCCGCUGGGUUCAAGUGUGAGUAUGGUCUUGAUGGGAUGUCCACUGUCUUCUACAAAAUGUAUUGUCAUGUCAUAAGGAAUGACCUUAUAGAUGUGAUAAGAGCUUUUUUCGCAGGGGCUACAUAUCAUCGAUUUCGACCACACACAAGUCACCCCGCUGGGUUCAAGUGUGAGGCUACUGGCCCGGAUGUUCCAUUUGCUUGGGGAUACUGCUUCAAAGAAGAACAAGGCAACCCACCAGAUUAUUGUGUUGCAAAUCAACAAUGGCCAUGCGUUCCGGGUAAGAAGUACUAUGGUCGAGGCCCCAUCCAAAUCUCAUACAACUACAACUAUGGUCCAGCAGGAAGACCCAUUGGAUUGAAUCUGCUAAACAGCCCCGAAACCGUUGCAAACUAUCCAGUAGUUUCUUUCAAGACAGCGUUGUGGUUUUGGAUGACACCCCAAUCGCCAAAACCUUCAUGCCACGACGUCAUCACCGGAACAUGGAGGCCAUCGGCAGCAGAUACAGCAGCCGGUCGUGUCCCUGGCUAUGGUGUGAUCACCAAUAUCAUCAACGGUGGAAUUGAAUGUGGUAAAGGUUCUAACCCACAGGUGGAGGAUCGGAUCGGUUUCUACAAAAGAUACUGUGACAUACUAGGAGUAGGCUAUGGCAACAAUCUGGAUUGCUACAACCAGAGGCCUUUUGCUUAG